This is a messenger RNA of Olea europaea var. sylvestris, 1287 nucleotides long. RefSeq lists its product as uncharacterized. The coding region runs from base 1 to 1287 and encodes 428 amino acids. The record is from RefSeq and is a predicted model, not a curated record. The transcript is spliced from 6 exons. Lineage: Eukaryota; Viridiplantae; Streptophyta; Magnoliopsida; Lamiales; Oleaceae.
AUGGGACACCGACGAUAUUUAUCAAUACACCAUGCAUGGAGGAAUAAUACACAAGUCGAUGGAAAGUCUGAACGGAGACCAACUCCAAGAAACUUUACAGGAGUUAAAAUACUACAACAAUUAGACACAGCAAGGAAGGGAAAACCAGGGAAACGUCCUGAUAAUGUUGACAGGAAGAGAAAACGUGAUUCAUAUGGAUUUGCUGCAAAUAUUUCUAAGAAUGUGAAUGUCAAGGAUGGUAAGAUCACGGGUUUGAAAAGUCAUGACUUUCAUGUUCUAUUCCAGCGGCUUUUUCCAAUAGGUAUAGGACCUUAUGUCAAUAAGGAGGUUGGAAAAAAAUUUCCUCCUACCUUCUUCGAUAUCAUGGUCCAUUUAGCAAUCCAUUUACCCUAUGAGGUGAAGAUGACUGGACCAGUGCAUACUCGUUGGAUGUAUCCAUUUGAAAGAGCUUUAAGAACAUUGAAAAAAUAUGUGAAAAACAAAGCUCGUCCAGAAGGUUCAAUUGCUGAGGGAUAUGUCAAUAAGGAGGCAUUGACUUACUGUUCGAUGUACCUUCAUGGUAUUGAAACUCAAUUCAACAGACCAAAACGUACUGGGGGCUACGAUAAGCAAAUAUUAUGUUACCCUCUAAUUGUUAUGCAUGCAUUUUCAAAAAUUAAAUCGACAAAUUUAUGUAAGGAUCCUAAUGUAAGCAAAGAGUUGUAUGCACUAGCAUGUGGACCAGAUUACAGAAUAAAAUCAUAUAGUGCAUGUGAUGUGAAUGGAGUUCGGUAUCGCACCAAAUCACGUGAUGCUGGACGUGUAACACAAAAUUGUGGCAUUUGGGUUGAAGGUGAAUCUUGUAAUUACUAUGAGCUAAUUGAGGAGAUUCUUGAACUGAAUUACAUUUUUUACCACAAAGUUGAACUUUUUAAGUGCAUGUGGUAUGACACAAAUGUAAGUAGAAAGAAUAUACACACAGACAUUGGCAUCACGAGCAUCAAUGUAAGUGCACAUUGGUAUGAAAAUGAACCUUAUGUGCUAGCUAGACAAGCUUGCCAAGUUUUCUAUGAGGAUGAUUAUAAGCUGGGUCAAAAUUGGAAGGUGGUUCAAAAGUUCCAUCAUCGUCGUGUGUUGGAUGUUCCAGACAAUUUGGAUGAAAGAGAUGAUGUUCAUCCGACACAAGUAGUAUUGCAAGAUAAAGAAGUGAAUGAAGAUACAUUGACCGGUAGUCUUAGUAAUAUGGAAAUCGAAGAUGAACCAUUGUUGAAUAGUAAAGACACUGAUGAUUCAGACUCAUUUGAGUAG